Messenger RNA from Cyprinodon tularosa, 843 nucleotides. RefSeq names its product ubiquitin related modifier 1 (gene urm1). The record is from RefSeq and is a predicted model, not a curated record. Gene Ontology annotation, cellular component: cytoplasm; nucleus. The transcript is spliced from 5 exons. Bases 43 to 348 code for a protein of 101 amino acids. Gene Ontology annotation, biological process: tRNA thio-modification; protein urmylation. Lineage: Eukaryota; Metazoa; Chordata; Actinopteri; Cyprinodontiformes; Cyprinodontidae. Gene Ontology annotation, molecular function: protein tag activity.
UUCCGCCUUAUCCAUCCAUCACUUCCUGCAUGCGCAGACAACAUGGCAGCCCCCGUUGCUGUUCAUCUGGAGUUUGGAGGAGGAGCAGAGCUACUUUUCGAUGGUGUCAAGGAACAUCACGUAACUCUACCGAGUCAGUCUGAACCAUGGAAUAUGAAGCAGCUGCUGGUUUGGAUUCAACGGAACCUGCUGAAGGAGCGGCCCGAGCUCUUUGUCCAGGGAGACACGGUGAGACCUGGGAUUCUGGUGCUGAUCAACGAUGCCGACUGGGAGCUAAUGGGGGAACUUGACUAUCAACUCGAAGACCAAGACAACAUUGUGUUUAUUUCGACACUUCAUGGAGGAUAAAAAACAAAAAAGGACAGAUGUUUUAACCUAUACAUAAGAUUCCAGCCUUGUCUCCUCAUCCUUUCCUCUUUACCUCCCUUUAUUCUCACAUCCAAGCAACGACUCACCCUAUUGGGCGCUGACGGCUUGUUGGUGCUGUCACGAAGGUAACUUCUCGGCUGGAAUGAGGGGAAUUUUACAGCAUGCUAAAGGAAAUCUGUAAACUUGUCUGAUUAAACUAGAAAGCUAAAGGAAUCGGCCUUAACGUUUUAUAUAAAAUUUGAUGUCAGACUCGAAAGGAAGAUAUUUAUUUUGAUCUUAAUGGUUACAAGGGCCUCUAAAUGUAUGGAUGCAUGAUCGGCAAAUUUUUCUGUGAGGAUAUAUUAAAGAGAAUACAGAUUUAUUUCAUUUUUGGUUGUUUUUUUUUCUUCUUCUUUACAACUGUACCUCAGUGUUAUAAAUCAUUCACAUGCCUUUAUUUCCAUUCUGAUAAUAAACAUGUUUGUGUUAUUUCUA